ACACACACACACACUCUGAUACUGACUUUGAAAGUGCACAUCGAGCCUGGACUGGGUCUAAUUUUACCCCGUCGGAACAGGAAUACACUUGUCCCAUCUGCGAUGGCAGCGGAAUGAAGCGGCCUGCUAAGACUUGCCCUCAGAUGAGCGGCAGAGAGGUGUACCUGUGUGUAGAUGUGUGACAGCGGAGUGUGUGAGGACAAGCCCCCCGCCCCCCCUGUCAGGAUGAGCAGCCAAGGAGGAGGAGCCAAGGACCCCCAGUCAGCCAAUCACAGCUCUCGGCCCCUGCCGUCUGUGCCCGAGGAGAGAAAGUCCAGAAAUAAGAUCAUCUCCAUGUUUGCCUCUGAGAAAGGAGGCAGGAAGAAGGACCGGGACAAGGACCGACCCGAGAUCUCCUCCCCUUCAGACUUUGAACACACCAUCCAUGUGGGCUUUGAUUCAGUCACUGGCGAGUUCACUGGCAUGCCGGAGCAGUGGGCCCGUCUCCUUCAAACCUCCAACAUCAGUAAAUCGGAGCAGAAACAGAAUCCUCAGGCCGUUCUCGACAUCCUCAAGUUUUACGACUCCACCAGUGGAAAACAGAAAUACCUCAGUUUUUCCGCCUCGGAUAAAGACUCUCAGUCGCCAGGCAAGCAGGGCACAGCGGCCUCACAAUCGGGUGGCAAAGACGGAGACGAUGACGAUGAUGACGACACACCACCUCCAGUGGUGGCGCCGCGGCCAGAACACACAAAAUCAGUGUACACCAGGUCGGUGAUAGACCCGCUCCCGGCGUCAGAGGUAGACGGCGCCUCAAAGGCGGCCGACAGACAGAAGAAAAAGGGAGGCAAGAUGACCGACGAGGAGAUCAUGGAGAAGCUUCGAACUAUUGUCAGCAUUGGAGAUCCUAAGAAGAAAUACACUCGCUAUGAGAAGAUCGGCCAGGGGGCCUCUGGCACAGUUUAUACAGCCAUAGAUGUCGCCACAGGACAAGAGGUGGCCAUCAAACAGAUCAACUUGCAGAAGCAGCCGAAGAAGGAGCUGAUAAUCAAUGAGAUCCUGGUCAUGAAGGAGAUGAAGAAUCCCAACAUUGUCAACUUCGUAGAUAGUUUCCUCGUAGGAGACGAGCUGUUUGUGGUGAUGGAGUAUCUGGCUGGUGGCUCGCUAACCGAUGUCGUGACGGAGACGUGUAUGGACGAGGCUCAGAUCGCUGCAGUCUGCAGAGAAGUCCUUCAGGCUCUGGAGUUUCUUCACGCCAACCAGGUCAUCCACCGAGACAUCAAGAGUGACAACGUAUUGCUGGGGAUGGACGGAUCAGUCAAACUCACCGACUUCGGCUUCUGCGCCCAGAUCACUCCGGAGCAGAGCAAACGCAGCACCAUGGUGGGAACCCCGUACUGGAUGGCUCCAGAGGUGGUGACCAGGAAAGCCUACGGGCCAAAAGUGGACAUUUGGUCUCUGGGGAUCAUGGCCAUAGAGAUGGUGGAGGGAGAGCCUCCAUAUCUCAACGAGAACCCUCUCAGGGCCUUAUAUUUAAUCGCCACCAAUGGGACUCCUGAGCUGCAGAGUCCAGAGAAGCUGUCUCCUGUCUUCAGAUCCUUCCUGUCCCGCUGUCUGGAGAUGGAUGUGGAGAAACGAGGAUCAGGGAGAGAACUGCUGCAGCACCCGUUCCUAAAGCUCGCCAUACCGCCAUAAUGUGUAUUGUAUUUGCUGCAGCCAGAGCACGGGUGUGUGUUGUUGAUGUUGACACUGGCUGGUUACUUACUACGGUAUGCAAAUAAGGAAUGAGGCUUCACUGUUGCAAAGGUUCGAGAUUGUUUACACAUGGAGGGCCGUAUCCACAAAGGAUUUUAUCAGUCGCAGGAGGCGUUUCACUAUGAGCAAGAGAUGCCAACAAAGCCCUUCAGGGCUGCAAACUGCAUUUGUCCCAAUUAGUUGCAAAAUUGUGCAAACCAUCAUCUCGGAGUUAAUUAUCAUAAUAUUUAUAUGCAUUACCUGUAGCAGGUAAAUAAGUCAAUGCUCAUUGGAUUUGGCAAUUAGUCUUUGAUGAAGUUGCUUUUAUUUUGAGCCUUUUUAUUGGCUUUAUUAUCAGCAGCUUAUUUUAGCCAUUAGAUGUUUAUUACAUUUUUAUUUCUAUCUGGUGUAAUUUUCUGAAAACACCACUUGAGAUAUUUCCCAAUAUCACAAGAACUUUGGAGUGUGGGGAGACUGGAACCUUUGCAACUGGUUCCUGCUGCAUCCUUGCCGGGUAAAAAUAGCGUGGAAAGUGUCCCAAUACUUUGAUGUACUGCAGCCCACACCAUCGGACAAUGCAGCCUUUGUGCGGCGGGGAAAAGGUCAAUCAGUAUGUCCUUAUUUGCCCUGAACGUCACUGGAAAUGAAACCAUUCCAGUGAAAGGAAUGGGAUUCAAGCUGUUGUACGUGAAACAUUCAACUCUUUCUAUAACAGUAGAGAACGAGGCAGCCGUUGCCAGGCACCCAAAUACACUAUCAUAGAUAAACUUGACUCGGUCCUCACACCUCUGCUGUCAAACUGUCCGUGCACGGUCCUCUGCACACUAUGCAAACCCAUCUGAACACUCACCUUUCUUCUAGAUGUUUUGUUUGUCAUUAGCUUUACCUUUUACAAUAGAUCCUUAUAGAGCCUUACCGUUGGUGCGAGUUUCACGCAAAAACGGUGUGAAAUUGUGUGUGAAUGCGUUGAACUGGAGACUUUGACAUUUUUUUAUAUUGUGUUUUGUUCCUUUUUUUUUAUUUUUUUUUAACAGCUUUUAAAAAGUAUGUUUUUCAUUGUUGGAUGUUUUGUAAUUAACACAACAAAAGACAUUUUCUUUGUGUACACAAAUUUCUGUACCAAUUCAUCCUGAGUUCCCUGAGUUGUGUAAUGAUGGACUCAAAACCACAAAAUGUGUUGAUGAGCCUGAGACAAUCGAGUCCAGCAGUGUUUGGAGGUUGUGUUUUGACCUGCUUUGAGUACUACAUGAGACGGGUUUUUUACCUCUAAUUCCAGUUUUAGAAAAUUUGAUUAAAAGCCUUUGAACUUAAACAGAUGUUGGAUGUAAAACCCACUCGUAUGGUGCUCAACAGGUUGGACACAAACACACAAACGGACCUGUUGAUACUUUCAACAGGCUGGAAAACAUCUUCCAGUUACACGUUUGUGUGGGUGGUUGAUUUCCAAAGGAUUGUGUUGUUGUAAAUCAUGAAACCAACAACUUCUGGCUUUGAAUAUCAUCCACACAGUAUGUAAAUUAUUAUUAAAGGUGGACUUAAGG
Molecule: messenger RNA, 3254 nt
Organism: Gasterosteus aculeatus aculeatus (three-spined stickleback)
Lineage: Eukaryota; Metazoa; Chordata; Actinopteri; Perciformes; Gasterosteidae
Source: RefSeq, a predicted model, not a curated record